Juglans regia (Persian walnut) is the source of this 2759-nucleotide messenger RNA. Its product is annotated as elongation factor G-2, mitochondrial. Lineage: Eukaryota; Viridiplantae; Streptophyta; Magnoliopsida; Fagales; Juglandaceae. The coding region runs from base 149 to 2422 and encodes 757 amino acids. The transcript is spliced from 20 exons. Gene Ontology annotation, biological process: mitochondrial translational elongation. Gene Ontology annotation, molecular function: GTP binding; GTPase activity; translation elongation factor activity. The record is from RefSeq and is a predicted model, not a curated record. Gene Ontology annotation, cellular component: mitochondrion.
CUUGCCAUAUGAUUACGUACGGACCCGCUUCCUAGGACCCCUCCACUCUCCUGUGUGCGUCGGAGACACAAAACCCUCUAGGGUUUAGGGUUUGAAGUUUGAACUCCUCACCACCACCAGAAACCCUUAACCCAACGCAGACAACGCCAUGGCACGAUUCCCAAGACCCUACACACCCCGUCUUCUCUACACACUCUACUCUACCAGAACGACGGCGUCCCAGUCUCCAUCCCCAAUGACCACCCUCCUCAGCAACAACUUCCACCUCCAAUUCCGCCAUUUUUCGUCUGGGAACCUGGCGCGUGCUGCAAAGGAGGGAGAGGAGCCGUGGUGGAAGGAAUCGAUGGAUCGUCUCCGCAACAUCGGUAUCUCGGCUCACAUCGACUCCGGCAAGACCACGCUCACGGAGAGGGUUCUCUACUACACAGGUCGGAUCCAUGAAAUACACGAGGUCAGAGGGAGAGAUGGGGUCGGAGCCAAAAUGGACUCCAUGGAUUUGGAGAGGGAGAAGGGGAUUACAAUCCAGUCCGCCGCCACCUACUGUACUUGGAGCGGCUAUCAGAUUAACAUCAUUGACACCCCUGGUCACGUUGAUUUCACUAUUGAGGUUGAGAGGGCUUUGCGUGUUCUUGAUGGUGCCAUUCUUGUCCUUUGUAGUGUUGGUGGUGUGCAAAGCCAGUCGAUCACUGUUGAUCGGCAAAUGAGAAGAUAUGAGGUUCCCAGGCUUGCAUUCAUUAACAAACUCGAUCGAAUGGGAGCAGAUCCUUGGAAGGUUCUGAACCAGGCAAGGUCUAAGCUCCGGCAUCACAGUGCUGCCUUGCAAGUUCCAAUUGGGUUGGAGGAUGAUUUUAAGGGUCUUGUUGACCUUGUGCAACAAAAAGCAUAUUAUUUUCAUGGUUCCAGUGGUGACAAAGUUGUUAUUGAAGAAAUUCCUACCGAUAUGGAGAACUUUGUUGCAGAAAAGAGACGUGAACUAAUAGAGGCUGUUUCUGAAGUUGAUGAUAAACUUGCUGAGGCUUUUCUAAAUGAUGAGCCCAUAUCGCCUACUGAACUCGAGGAAGCAGUUCGCCGAGCAACUAUAGCACGGAAAUUUGUACCUGUAUUCAUGGGUAGUGCAUUUAAAAACAAGGGAGUUCAACCACUUCUUAAUGGUGUACUUAGUUAUUUGCCUUGUCCAACUGAAGUGAGUAACCAUGCUCUUGACCAGACUAAGAAUGAAGAGAAGGUUACUUUGUCAGGAACGCCAGAUGGACCUCUUGUGGCGUUAGCUUUUAAAUUGGAGGAAGGGCGCUUUGGUCAGUUGACAUAUCUAAGAAUCUACGAGGGAGUUAUUCGGAAGGGUGAUUUUAUACAUAACAUAAACACUGGAAAGAAGAUUAAGGUUCCUCGCUUGGUUCGAAUGCAUUCUGAUGAGAUGGAGGAUAUUCAAGAGGCACAUGCUGGUCAAAUAGUUGCCGUAUUUGGUGUGGAUUGUGCAUCAGGAGAUACAUUUACCGAUGGAUCAGUUAAAUACACCAUGACCUCCAUGAAUGUCCCUGAGCCAGUGAUGUCUCUAGCAGUUCAACCAGUAUCUAAAGAUUCAGGAGGACAAUUUUCGAAGGCUUUGAAUCGUUUCCAGAGAGAGGAUCCUACUUUCCGUGUUGGGUUGGAUGCUGAGAGUGGGCAGACAAUUAUUUCUGGAAUGGGAGAGCUGCAUUUGGACAUAUAUGUUGAACGCAUUAGGAGAGAGUAUAAGGUUGAUGCAACUGUUGGCAAGCCUCGUGUAAAUUUCAGAGAAACUGUUACACAACGUGCUGAAUUUGAUUAUUUACAUAAGAAGCAAACUGGCGGACAAGGCCAAUAUGGGCGAGUAACUGGAUAUGUUGAACCACUUCCUCCAGGGUCAUCAACUAAGUUUGAAUUUGAAAACAUGAUUGUUGGGCAAGUUAUACCAUCAAAUUUCAUCCCAGCAAUUGAGAAAGGUUUUAAAGAAGCAGCCAAUUCGGGUUCAUUAAUUGGACAUCCAGUCGAAAAUCUUCGUGUUGUUUUGACAGAUGGUGCUUCCCAUGCUGUGGAUUCCAGUGAACUUGCAUUCAAGUUGGCCUCAAUAUAUGCAUUUAGACAGUGUUAUGGGGCUGCUAAACCAGUAAUUUUGGAGCCUGUCAUGUUGGUAGAGUUGAAAGUUCCAACAGAAUUUCAGGGCACUGUUGCUGGUGAUAUCAACAAGAGAAAAGGUGUCAUCGUUGGAAAUGACCAGGAUGGAGACGAUUCUGUUAUUACUGCAAAUGUUCCCCUGAACAAUAUGUUUGGAUACUCAACAGCUCUUCGGUCAAUGACACAGGGAAAAGGCGAAUUUACAAUGGAAUACAAAGAGCAUUCACCAGUUUCUCAUGACGUGCAGAUGCAAUUAGUAAACACUUACAAGGGCACAAAGGCUGAAUAGAUGGCGGUUUCAAUUGAAGCAUUUUGUUCUAAUAUUUAUUGAUAGAGUGAUAUUUAGCUUGUUAUGGGGAUUUUUUUAAUUUCAGAUUUAUGAGCUUAUUUUGAAAACGAUAUAGCUGAUAAGUUUGAUCCUAUGGUGAUCAAUUAAUUUUGAAAGGCAGAAAUAAAUUCAAGUUGUCGUUUUUUUUUUUUUUUUUUUUUUUCAACUGAUGUAGAAUACCAACUGUACUUUCCAGUCACAAGCUUGUACCAUAAUAUCUGAAAGUGUAUCAUGUCACAUUCUAGUUAUUUCUCUCUAUAGAGAGCUAUACAAUAAGAUGUUUGUCCUUCCUUUCUCA